Messenger RNA from Thermothielavioides terrestris NRRL 8126, 1960 nucleotides. RefSeq lists its product as uncharacterized. The transcript is spliced from 3 exons. The record is from RefSeq and is a predicted model, not a curated record. Lineage: Eukaryota; Fungi; Ascomycota; Sordariomycetes; Sordariales; Chaetomiaceae. Gene Ontology annotation, molecular function: flavin adenine dinucleotide binding; oxidoreductase activity, acting on the CH-CH group of donors. Bases 330 to 1760 code for a protein of 476 amino acids.
CCCCGGGCCGGGGGCUUGGUCGAGCCACCUCCGCGUUUUGGUCAGCCACUGAACCCACCAGAAGCUUGGCACUCCGCCCAGCUCGCCCCACUAAAGCCGGGACGGACCUCGGCAUACAGGGUAGAGCGUACCGAAUGGGAGCUUGAACCUCGCUUGUUGUUAAAGGCAUCUUAAACCAUUGAUUCGACUUCAACGGAGUCUCUACAUUUUCCUUCACACGGGUGCUCCGUACACUGUCUACUCCGAAGUAAACUUCCCUUAAUCUAGAAUUAUACCCGAACUACACUCCAUCACCUGAACCUAGCGCUUCACACAAGAGAGCAUCAAAGAUGUCGGCUCAGAUCCCAAUUGCUGUAGGUGCUUCCAUGUGUGACCCCGCAUUGGCUUUCAGUCAUCCGCUAAUUGAGACCUAUCUUGCUUGCUUGCAGGUCCGCGAUCGGGUGAGCGAGCGGGCUAAGAAGGCGUUGGACACUGUGGCCAAAUUCGUCGAGGAGGACUGUAUCCCUGCCGAUGCCGUCUUUGAGGCCCAGAUUGGCGUUGGCGACGCGAGGUGGAACUCGCACCCGCCAAUCCUCGAGGAUCUCAAGAAGAAGGCCCGUUCUCUGGGUUUGUGGAACAUGUUCCUGCCCAAGGGCCACUACAAGGAGUCGCCGGGCUUCACGAACCUUGAGUAUGGCCUGAUGGCCGAGUGGUUGGGCAAGUCGAGGGUAGCCCCCGAGGCGGUCAACUGCGCCGCCCCGGACACGGGCAACAUGGAAGUGCUGGCCAAGUACGGCAACGAGGCGCAAAAGGCCAAGUGGCUGAAGCCGCUGAUGGAAGGCGAGAUCCGCUCGGCCUUCCUGAUGACAGAGCCGCAGAUUGCUUCGUCCGAUGCUCGCAACAUUGAGAUGAAGAUUGAGAGGGACGGGGACCAUUACGUCUUGAACGGGCAGAAAUGGUGGUCAAGCGGUGCUGGCGAUCCGCGGUGUAAGGUGUACAUCGUCAUGGGCAAGACCGACCCUCAGAACAAGGACCCCUACCGACAGCAGUCGGUGAUCAUCGUGCCGGCCGACACCGAAGGCAUCACCAUUCACCGCAUGCUCUCGGUCUACGGCUACGAUGACGCGCCGCAUGGCCACGGCCACAUCAGCUUUCACAACGUCCGCGUGCCAGCGAGCAAUCUGGUGCUCGGUGAGGGCCGCGGCUUCGAGAUCAUCCAAGGCCGGCUGGGCCCCGGCCGGAUCCACCACGCGAUGCGGACGAUUGGCGCGGCCGAGCGGGCGCUGGAGUGGAUGCUCAUGCGCAUCAACGACCCCAAGAAGACGACUUUCGGCAAGCAGCUGCGCGAGCACGGCGUCAUCCUGGAGUGGGUCGCCAAGUCGCGCAUUGAGAUCGACGCAGCGCGCCUGAUCGUGCUCAACGCCGCCAUCAAGAUGGAUGAGCAAGGGCCCAAGGCCGCCCUCACGGAAAUUGCCCAGGCCAAGGUGCUUGUCCCGCAGACUGCGCUGACCGUCAUUGACCGUGCGGUGCAGUCCUUUGGUGGAGCGGGCGUAAGCCAGGAUACCCCGCUGGCCAACAUGUGGGCAGGGAUCCGGACGCUGAGACUUGCCGACGGACCCGACGAGGUGCACCUGCAGCAGAUGGGCAGGAAUGAGAACCGGCGCGGCAAGGCGGUCGCGGCGAAGAUUGCUGCGCAGAAGGCAAAGACUGAGCAGCUCAUGAAGCAGUACGGCGCGACGCGCUCCGAGAUUGGGUCCAACAUCAAGCGGUCCAAUCUCUAGGUUGCUCCAUUUCCGGCAUGCCCGACCUGGUUACCUGGUUGUUAUGGUGUAAACUUAACGCAGCUCUUAACGUUGCGCUGUUUGAGCACUUCAAGCUUUCCUUGUCCACGUUGACUCACUCGAUUGAGGUUGCUGGGGUCAAAGGUUCCAUUUCUGGGAAUCAAAAAGGAAGCUAGCUGACAGGGUGUUUGGGACAUGUG